GGGAUGAAGUGGUUUCUGUGCCUGAUUGGUGCGUUUAUCUUGGGUUUGCACAGCCAUGUGAAUGCUGAAUCACAUUUGAGUAGAAGUGUGAUUGAAAAAGCUGUUGAGGAGGCCAAAACAAUGGUGGACUCAGCUUAUGAGUACUCCAGAAGACAGAGCAUUGAGCGUGUGAAGAGGAAUGCAGCGAAUCCCUCAGACGUCCUACGCUUGUUGAAACAGCCGGUGGGAUUAACCCGUCUUGAAGUGCGAGCUGCCGACUACAUGGAUAACACUAUCAAACUGUUACAGGGUUCAUCGGGGAGACGUCAGAAACGCUCCAUCAAUGCUACAGAUCUGAUCUCUGCCGAGGAUCUGCAAUUCAUCUCUGAUCUGACAGGCUGCUCUGCUCGCCAGCGCCCUCCUUCCUGCAAGACUUUGCCCAAUUUGGACAGAUUUCGCACAGCAAGCAGUGUCUGCAACAACAGAGAAAACACACGCUGGGGAUCCUCCAACACACCUUUUACUCGCUGGCUCCCUGCCGAGUACCAGGACGAAAUAUCUCUGCCCAAGGGCUGGGACCCAGAGCUGAAAGUUAACAACAGGAUCCUUCCUCUGGUAAGAGAGGUGUCCAACCGUAUCCUGAGCACAAAAAACUCUGAUGUGGAGAGCGAUCCUCUCUACACCCACCUGGUGACCAUCUUUGGUCAGUGGACAGACCACGACCUGACCUUCACUCCUCACUCUCCCGUCAUCCGCUCCUUCAGUAACGGCAUUGACUGUGAUAAGAGCUGUGAGCGCACUGAGCCCUGCUUCCCUAUCACGAUUCCCAAGGAUGACCCCCGCCUUGAGAGGCAUUCAGAGGAGUGCAUCCCCUUCUUCCGCUCGACAGCAGCUUGUGGCUCUGGAAACACGGGGCACAACUUUGGUGCAAGCACGGUCCGCCAGCAGAUGAACACUCUGACAUCCUUCAUCGAUUUAGGCCAGGUGUACGGUUCAGACGAUGCCAAGGCUCGCUUCUUACGCAACCUCACCACAGACGAGGGGCUGCUGAGGGUCAACACAGAGUACACUGACAAUGGCCGAGAGCUACUGCCCUUCACCAGCAUGGGCGCCAACAUGUGUGCAACCCGAGCUAGAAUCACCAAUGAUGUUAGUGUUGAGGAGGUGCCCUGCUUUCUGGCUGGUGAUGAGCGCUCCAACGAGAACAUUGGUCUUUCAUCUUUGCACACUCUUUUACUGCGUGAACACAACCGCCUGGUUCGUGCUUUGGCCAAACUCAAUCCUCACUGGGACGGAGAGAGACUCUACCAGGAGGCACGCAAAAUCAUGGGUGCAUACUUCCAGGUUAUCACGUUCAGAGACUAUUUACUCCACAUCGUUGGUCCAGACGUCCUUGCCAAGCAGCUCUCUGACUACCCUGGUUAUGAUGAGAAUGUUGACCCCAGCAUCUCCAAUGUCUUCGCCACAGCUGCCUACAGAUUUGCCCAUCUGAUGGUUCAGCCGUUCAUGUUUCGUCUCAAUGAGACGUACGACGAGCAUCCUGAUUUUCCCAGCCCACUUCUGCACAGAGCUUUCUUCACACCAUGGAGGAUCCUCUAUGAAGGUGGUUUGGACCCGAUCCUGAGGGGCCUGGUGGGCCGAAGGGCAAAGCUGAACACACAGGAGCACAUGAUGCACGAUGAGCUGAGGGAACGGCUGUUUGAAUUCUCCAAAGAGUUGGCUCUGGACCUGGCAGCUCUUAACAUGCAGAGAGGCAGAGACCAUGGACUCCCUGGGUACAACAAGUGGAGAGAGUUCUGCGGGCUGUCACAGCCACGAAACCGCAGACAGCUUAGAAGGGUGUUGAAAAAUAACAAACUGGCGAGGGAUCUGGUGAAACUGUACCGCACACCUAACAACAUCGACGUGUGGGUGGGAGGAGUGGCUGAGCCGUUUGUCAAAGGAGGAAGAGUGGGGCCGCUGUUCGCCUGUCUGAUUGCCACCCAGUUCCAGAGGAUCCGUCGGGGAGAUCGACUUUGGUGGGAGAAUGAAGGAGUCUUCACUGAGGACCAAAGGGAGUCACUGAAGCAGACGUCACUUUCCCGUAUCAUCUGUGACAACACUGGCAUCGCCAAAGUACCAGACAAACCCUUCCAGUUCAUGUCAAAAACAUCCUUUACUGAAUGUAAGAGCAUCCCUGCCUUUGACCUCAGCCCAUGGAAGGAGGACAUCGAAUAAG
Messenger RNA from Cheilinus undulatus (humphead wrasse), 2197 nucleotides. Its product is annotated as eosinophil peroxidase-like. The record is from RefSeq and is a predicted model, not a curated record. Gene Ontology annotation, biological process: response to oxidative stress. Gene Ontology annotation, molecular function: peroxidase activity; heme binding. NCBI's taxonomy places the organism in Eukaryota, Metazoa, Chordata, Actinopteri, Labriformes, Labridae. Bases 4 to 2196 code for a protein of 730 amino acids. The transcript is spliced from 12 exons.